AAUGGCGGCGCGGUCGUCGUCGGGGGCGGCGGCGGUAGAGGGGGCGGUGGCGGUGGCGACGGCGGCCGUGACUGCGGCGCAGGUCCCGGGCCGGGGGCAAUGAGGCUGGCCCGCCGCGGAGCCGUGUAGCGGACACACAGACCCUCCUCCCCGCCUCGGCCAGGCCGGGGGCGCGCGCGCGCGCGACCGUCCGCAGCAGGCUCCCCUCUCCGGACUCCGAGGCCCCGCACGGCACCCCCCACCCGGGCCCGGAGGAUGAUGAAGCUCAAGUCGAACCAGACCCGCACCUACGACGGCGACGGCUACAAGAAGCGGGCCGCGUGCCUGUGCUUCCGCAGCGAGAGCGAGGAGGAGGUGCUGCUUGUGAGCAGUAGCCGCCAUCCAGACCGAUGGAUUGUCCCCGGAGGAGGCAUGGAGCCCGAGGAGGAGCCCAGUGUGGCAGCGGUCCGGGAAGUCUGUGAGGAGGCUGGAGUGAAAGGGACACUGGGAAGACUGGUUGGAAUUUUUGAGAACCGGGAGAGGAAGCACAGGACGUACGUGUACGUGCUCAUUGUCACAGAAGUGCUGGAGGACUGGGAAGACUCAGUGAACAUUGGAAGGAAGAGAGAGUGGUUUAAAAUAGAAGAUGCCAUAAAAGUGCUGCAGUGUCACAAGCCCGUGCAGGCGUCGUACUUUGAGACGUUGAGGCAAGGCUACUCUGCCAACAAUGGCACCCCUGUCGUGGCCGCCACCUACUCCAGCUCUGUGUCGGGCAUCAGAUGACUGCAGACUUCCUGUAAGAGCCGGAGAGUGGAAACCAGACUCAGUGUGGCUCUCCUCAUCACCCCUCACCCUCCUCACAGCUCCUCUUUGACCCGGGCAUGGUGGGCAGCAGAGGGUACACUGAGGUGCUGCUGUGGGGUGUGGUGUGAUGUGGGUGGGGUGUGGCGUGGUGGGAACUUUUCUCUUUCUCUUUUUCCUGAGGUGGGGACUGGGAUGUAACUCACGAGUACUUUCCUGCAUGCUCCGUCCUCCCUUGCUCGCCCUGCCCUCAGAGAGGGAACCCGUUCUCCCCUCCCUGGGUUCUCAAGCGUUCCCAUUUGCCUCAUCCCAGCCUGGCCAGGUAUUUUCUCUGAUUUUUUUUUUUUUUCCAUUAAAAGACACCCAUGGUGAGAUGAAACUUUGUAGGAAUCUGUCCUGUGAUGUGCUGUUGAGUCCCAUGGGUCGGCUGUGUUCCCUUCAGGAUGCAUUCGUCUGUACAUUAUACCCUGACCUGAUAUGUAAAUGAGUGAUUUAGAAAGAGGAUCUUGACUGUUCAGUUUUUCAGUUUUGCUUUUUGUUUUUCAUUUUUAUUUUAUUUUAUUUUUUAUUCCAGGUAUUUCUAGUUUAAGGCCCCUCACACUUGACAUGUUUGUUCCAAUGCUGUGACUAGGUGGGUUUUCCUGUCCUGUAUUCCCCCAGCUACGGUGAGCUUAGCCAUCUUCCUCGUGCACCCGGGACCCUAGUCUUCUCUAGGCUGUUUCCAUGCCAAGGAACCUGUUUUCUGUUCCCAAGCCUGGAGCAAAUGGCCUCAGCCCAGAGCCAAAGAAACAGUGAUAUAAAUUGAAUUCUGCCCGAUACGUUCACAGUAGGCUUUAAACUGGAUACCUUCACUGUCUCAGAAACUGGACCAUCAAGCACCAUGUCUAUCCUGCUGGCUGGGAAUUUUUUCCAUAACGCUAUUCAUUGCUGACAUGGCCUCUCUUACCCUUGUAUGCCUUACACCACACUGACCUGCAUAUGGCCCCAUGCUCUGAAGCUAUCCUGCACAGUCCUAUCCCCACACUGAGAGGCCCCGCUGAGGUCCUGAGAAGUCCAUGGGGAAAGUGUGUGCCUGUGUCUCUGAGGUCUGAGCAUGUGCCAAGGUUGCACCAAGAGCAUGCUCAGAACAUUAGCUUGCUGUCUGCCCUGUGUGAAAGGUCAUCUGUAGGAGGGGCUCACUUACAACCCUCUGGCUUGCUGCAGACUCCUGUUGGUGUUUUGUGCUGAACUCAUCUGCCAGUUGUGGUGUUUAGUUGGGACUUAAAGGGGCUUGGACAGGGCCUUGAUCAAGGAGGGUGGGAGGGAGCUGAUUCCUGGCUUAGUGUGGGGCUUGGUACUCUGUGGCAUUGCCUGUGUUGAAACGUAGCCAAGAUGUGAAAUUAAAAUAGUACUUCUCUUUAUUUAAAAACUAAUAAAUACUCGAACUUUGAAAAGUUUUUGCUCUUCACUCCACUUAAGGAAUAUAUGUGAUACUGAGUCAUCAAUAUUCAAGACUUUUGGGGUAUCAGCUGAUGAACUUUAAAUUUUACAUGUAUCUCAUUUGCAUUUUGUCUCCCAGUGUUGACACACAGAUCCCAACUCAGUGUGGGUGAUGGGGUCGUGGACUCUCUCAGACCUCUGGGACAGGAAUGGCCUCCCAGGGUAGGGGCGCAAUGGGUAGAAGAAGCACCAUGGGGGCUGGAGAGAUGGCUCAGAGGUUAAGAGCACUGACUGGCUGCUCUUCCAGAGGUCCUGAGUUCAAUUCCCAGCAACCACAUGGUGGCUCACAACCAUUUGUAAUGAGGUCUAGCACCCUCUUCUGUGUACAUAAUAAAUAAAUAAAUCUUAAAAAAAAAAAAAAAGAAGAAGAAGAAGAAGCAGCACCAUGGGAUUUGCGUCCAGAGACCAACUUGCUCUCUUUGUGGGUCAAGCUUGUAGACAAACACUGCUGCUUGUUGCCUGGCUUAGAGCAUUCUAGAGUCCUGCCUGCACACACAGAGGAAACUUAAUCCCAAGCCACAUUGUUUUGGAGCAGCUCUGCUUGAGCACACAGCGAUGGUGCUCUGCUGGGAACUGCACUCUGCAGGUGUGCUGGCUGGGCUGCUGUUUUGAUAACCGGCCCCCAAAGGCCAAUUUUGAUUGUUCUUGGAGUCACUGGGUCAAGAAAGUGAACGGUGCUGAGUCCCCUUCAGUGGCACCAGUGGUCCUGUUCCAGCAGUCAGCAGCAGUAACUGGGCCACCACAUUCACUGACAAGCCAGCUCGGAAUAGCCCCACUAUAGUCAGGGUCUGGUGCUUUCCUGGGCCCCAGGAGUAGGGCUGGUGUUUUUCCCUCCUGGCACAGUCAGUGUGCUGGCUGUGGCUGCUGGCAUAGUUGGAGACCUUGUGAUGGAUUGGUUAGGGCCACAGCCUUUAACUUGGUGAAGAAGGUCGAGAGAAGAAAGUAAAAAGAAAUCCAGCCCAUCAUCGAACAGAUUCCUGUGCUCAGUCUCUGACUCACAGUAAAUUUGCAUGUCCUAGAUUCUGUUGCUGCUGAAAUCCCCAUUAGAGUCCCCCAUACUGGGGUAGAAAAAGAUAGCAUAGAGUGGUUUUUACAUUUCUUUUUAAAGAUUUAUUUAUUAUGUUUACAAUGUUCUGUCUGCAUAUAUUCCUACACCCCAGAAGAAGGAACCAGAUCUCAUCAUAGAUGGCUGUGAGCCAUCAUGUGGGUGCUGGGAAUUGAACUCAGGACCUCUGGAAGAGCUGCUGUUGCUCUUAACCUCUGAGCCAUUUCUCCAGUCCCCCCGAGUGUUUUUAAAUUAAAAAAAAAAAAAAACAAAAAACUGCUUUGUCUGUUUAUUAUUUUAGACAUUGGAGAAACACCAGUGAGGUCAUGUGCUCUUUUUAAGCCAGGAAUUAACUCUGUGCAUACGUGAUAGAACAGGCCAGAGACCAGAAGCCAGGCACAGUUUAAUCCAGAGUAAUGCUUAUAAUCUCAACAUUUGGGAGGCUAAAGCAGGUUAAGGCUAGCCUGGGCUCCAUAGUCUUUUUCUGAGGAGUGGGGAGAGAAAUGAAUCAGCCAUGUUAUAUUUUCUGUAGUGUUCCAGACUCUGCAGCCAGUCUAAUAAGAGUCCUGACAGUUUCCACAGGGGUGCUCCGGCCCUGUCAGUGCUGUGUGGAGAAAGCUCCGUCCCCGUCCAGAAGGCUGCUGAAAGCCUAGAAUCCGGGUACAGAGGACUUCUGUCCUCUGCCUUGUGCUGCACAGUCCUGAGAACAGGGAGGCCACUAGAGGUCUUGCUUCCUGCAGCCCCAGGGACCAUGGUGGGUUACUGCACCCAGGAGUGGGUCAGAGUGGUGGUGUACAGCUGUUACAUAGCCAGGUUCCUUAGUGGAAAAGAAAUACUGUGUGUGCAUUAGGAGCUGCCCUACGAGCCUCUGGGCUUGCUGAGGAGGAAAGGCCAGCUCUCAGGAAAGCUUGCAGCUGCCCCUCUGUCCUGCCCUUUCUCGUCCCUCCAUUCUCGCUGGAGGCUGGUUCUGCAGCUCAGCUGGGCGGGGCCUGCGGUCACCCUGUUGUGUGUUUGGCAUGCUGUCCUUCAUUCAUUUCUCAUUUCUGUCCCAUGCUGGCACACGCCUAGAGUCCCAUCUUCAUCUUAAAAAUAGCUCAGCCUGAACCACAUGCCCCUCCCGGGUCACAGAAAGGCCUGAAGGAGCACUGUGAUUCCCCCCCCACCCCCCCCCCCCACACACACACAGGGUUUCUCUGUGUAGCCUUCGCUGUCCUGGAACUCACUCUGUAGACCAGGCUGCCUCUGCCUCCCGAGUGCUGAGACUAAAGGCGUGUGCCAUCACUCCCAGCUAAGCAAUGUGGUUUGUGUUGCAGUGGGCUGAUUUUGCUAUUUUUGAAGUGUACUCUCAGUGUGUCCUAGUUGAGAUAAGAUUUAGAAUUAAAGGGGAAAUACCUGAAGAAUUUUUUUUCAAGAAAAAGGAGAAAUGGCUAUAACUGACAGUGCUUCCGACUGCGUUUCAGAAAACAGUCCUCUUCUUGACAAAGCGGGGUGGGGACAGGAUGGGGCAGCCAGACAGCGUGGGGGUGCAGGGAAGCCAUUUGGCUCUUUGGAAAGGUACUUCUGCCUGCUGCCGAGAGCGGGGUGUGCUCUCUCCUCCACCUGUGUGGAGCCUGUCUCUCUGUGCAGUGAUGGCCCAGCAGUGACCCACCUGUCAUUGGAGUGUGCAGAAGCGGAGUCCAGUGUCCAGGGAGCUCUGUUUCCCCAUCACAGUAUAACACUGAGACAGGUUGACUGCCGUCUGAGGAUGCUCCUUACUCUGGGCCCCCAGAUCCCCUUACCCAAUCUCCGCAGCUUUGUGCUGUGACCGGGGUAUUUCGCUAGCCCAGAGACUUCUUAGCCGAGUGCUGGAAGGAUCUAAGAAGCUUGAUCAAGGGCCCGAGAGUGAUGCCUCGCCUUCCUGUGUCAACCAGCUUGUCCUGACCCCUUCCUUCUCACUUGUGAUAUUUGGGUACACUCCUUGAGUUGAGUCCAGCAGUUUGGCUGUCUGUGACAUGAAGCUUUGUUAGAGUUGCUCCUGUCCCCAUGCCGUGAUGACUCGGGGAGCAUAGUAGGAAGACUGCUCUUUCACAAGCCAGAGGGCCUCUGCUGGGAAGGAGGAAGUCGUGGUGAGGGGCCCUCUACAAGGUGAAGUCACUGCUUCUUCCCUUGUGGUCAGCUGUCAACCCAGGUUUUUCCUCACUUAACGAAGAACCAGUUUUGAGCCCUAACACUUAUCUGACUUAUUAGACAACACUGGAAAAGGCCCCAUGUUUUAUUUAUUUUGUUUUUUCCAGACAGGGUUUCUCUGUGUAGUUCUGGCUGUCCUGGAACUCUCUUUGUAGACAAGGCUGUCCUUAAACUCACAGAGGCCUGCCUAUGCCUCCUGAGUGCUGGGAUUAAGGACAAGCAUCGCUGUUCCUGUUCAGAGCAGUCUUUCUAACCGAGUAGGGAAAAGGAUGAGGGGCCUCAGUCUGGCUGUUGGGCCUUCGGGAUCCUAUGAAGUGGUUGCUCAUAGGAAAUCUUUUUGCCUGCAAACUCCUGCUGGCCAUUUCUUCAUUUGAGCUGUGAUCCUGGCUCUUUGGCCCUGAGUUAAGCAAUCUCCUAAGCUAGUAAUGGAUCAAUAGCCUCCUCUGUACAGUGAGAAGCUCUUGAGGGAUAACUGAGCCUUGGUUAUCCGUCCCUUUGGGAUGGAGAGACGCACCAUUUAUGAGAAGACAGUAGUGUCGGUUAUUCUUUGCCUAUAGUUUAAGAGACCUGACUUUCCCAUGGGAAAGCCAGGAACAGGACAGGACCACCCAGGAGCAGGUCUGGGGUGAGGCUUGAGAGAACACUGGUGAGGAAGCCGUUCCAGGGAGCCAGAGGCCAUGUCCUCCUGAGAGAGGGAGGGUAGCCUUCCAGACUGCAGCCCACAGACCGUCUGUACCUGUGGCUGGGAGCCUUGGUCUCAGAACUUCUCAAGGGGCUUCUAAGAACUGUAACAGAGGGCUGAGGAGGUGGCUCUCUUGGUUGAAUGCUUGCCCAGCAUGCAUGAGGCCCUGGGUUCUGUCCCCAGUCCUGAAAAGCAAAAACCUGCAUAGCUUAGGCUCUUGGGCCUCAGCAAACAGACGUGGUGUGCUCUGUAGAAGAGCAGAAUGUGGUUCUCCCAGUGAGAGAGCUCACUGGGCCGGUCUGUUGUAAAAGAACAGCCUGUGGAAUGGUUCUGUGUGUGUUGGCUGUGUUCCCCUGUUCUUAGGGUCUGAACACUUGCAGCUGGUAAUAAUCAAAGAAAAGGGUGGUGGUUCGAAGUAACAUUUUAGUUAGCACAGAUGGCUCCCAGUUGGGUGACUGCUUAAAGAAGUCGGAGCGCUUGAAGGUGUCAGAAGCCCCUGUGAAAUGAAAGCCAAGUGCUGCCCUAUCUGCCUCGUUGAGGCCAAGCAGGAGCAUCUUGUGUCUGCCUUUCUGGCUCUGCCUGGCUCAGGGAUCUUGCCUUCUUCCCGUCCAGAACUCCGUGGGGAUGGAUCUGAGGUAGCAAGGCCCUCGUUCUGGGUGGUGACCGCUGCUACAGAAUGUGCCUCCACCACAGGUACAGCCCUGCUCCACUCAGCAGCAGAGGUUAUGGUGGCCAGGACAUUCCAUUUAGAAGAUGACCUGGUGUGCGUCUCCUGGUGUGUGUGCUGUCCACACGUGCUCUCCUCAUCCAGGGGGCCCACCAGAGGGGGGGCAAAGUUGCCAAGACACGCUGAGUUUGACUCUUUUUGUCCUGUUAGACCUUUUAGCUAAGGUGGAAUGGUCAAGUUUAGCCGCGUCUCCAAAGCUGAGACAGAGUGAGGCCAGGUACCCAGGGCGUCAUAGGUUACGCAGGGUAUGACCGACAUGCCAAGGUGAUGCCAAGUGAUCUGGAGGAGAGAAGGAAGGCUGGUGUAGACCUGGAGCUCUUAGCACUUGUCAUGAGAGUGGGGACGUGGGUGAUGGCACCCUUCCUCUGAGCUGAGUGGGCUCGGGCCUGGAGCUCCACAGCCUGCAGGGCAUGAUCGUGGUUUCCAUUUUCCCCGACAGCCUUGCCUGGCACUCCAUGGCAAGUCCAGCGUUUCUUCUUGCUUACUCUUGCCACCAACCCAGCCUGGCCCCUGUCCAGUGUCCUUACAGCUCUGCUGAGGAGGUCUUGGCAGUGAUCUCAGGCACUGUGAGAAAUGGAAUCCUCUCCUGAAAAAGCAGGAAGCUGAGUUUUCCUCUGCAUUUCUGGGUGCAGUGUUCGCCAGUUCUCAUACCUCUCCCUGGGCUGUGGAGGAGAGGAGCAAAGGUUGGCACUAGACAGGGACCCUCUUCACAGCAGUCGGGAAGGAGCCCUGCGCGAGUCUCAUGCUGACCCCUCCCCUGGUCCAGAGAGCGCUUUGGCGCUUGCCUACCAUCCCCAUGGCACCCCUCCACAGCCCACUUCUGUGAGGGCGCCCUCGCUCUGCUGCCCGAGCCAUGCAGCAAGGACACUGGAACUGUAGACUGUAAGCUAGUGUCAACCAAUAAAGCCGGUAUUUGACACGUC
Molecule: messenger RNA, 7802 nt
Organism: Peromyscus californicus insignis
Lineage: Eukaryota; Metazoa; Chordata; Mammalia; Rodentia; Cricetidae
Gene: Nudt3
Product: nudix hydrolase 3
Exons: 5
Coding region: 256-762 (168 amino acids)
Biological process (GO): diadenosine hexaphosphate catabolic process; adenosine 5'-(hexahydrogen pentaphosphate) catabolic process; diadenosine pentaphosphate catabolic process
Cellular component (GO): cytoplasm; nucleus
Molecular function (GO): endopolyphosphatase activity; bis(5'-adenosyl)-pentaphosphatase activity; diphosphoinositol-polyphosphate diphosphatase activity
Source: RefSeq, a predicted model, not a curated record